UGUGUAGAUAUCCACCAAUGAACGGCACUGAUCUCUCACAAGCGUGCCACUUGUCACGUGUGGCAACUCCUAUCUGGCUCGCGUUGAUGCGCAGCCGAAAAUAGAAUAUUCGCUUACACAGUUUUCUUCUUCGUAUCUCUGGUGUCUGGUCCACCUGCUUUCCAUUCAGAGAGAGAGAGAGACCGAAGACAGAAAAAGGGGGAGAUGUGAAAAUCCCGCCUUCUCCGCCAUUUCUCCCUCGGAUCGAUCAAACCCCAACGCUAGUUUUCACUGCAGCUGUAUCAGAUCCGAGCUCUCAAUUUUCAUGGAGGGAGUCUCGGGCGGCGCCAGCGACGCCUCUGCCAAUCCUCUUGCGAAAUGGAGAAUCGAAUUCUCCAGGGCGUUUCAGUACUACCUAGAUCGAUCGACGCCGCAACCUGUCGGCCGCUGGCUGGGAACGGCGGGCCUCGCGCUGAUCUAUGCCCUCCGUUGCUACUACCUCAAAGGCUUCUAUAUCGUGUCGUACGCUCUCGGCAUCUACUUGCUGAAUCUCUUGAUCGGAUUCCUGUCGCCGAAGGUCGAUCCAGAGCUGGAAGUGAUGGAUGGGCCGUCGCUCCCCACCAAGGGCUCAGACGAAUUCAAACCCUUCAUUCGACGGCUCCCCGAGUUCAAGUUCUGGUAUUCCACGACAAAGGCCUUCUGCAUAGCUUUCUGCAUGACCUUCUUUUCUGUGUUUGAUGUUCCUGUCUUCUGGCCCAUAUUGCUGUGCUACUGGAUUGUUCUUUUCGUCCUGACAAUGAAGCGUCAAAUUCUACACAUGAUCAAAUACAAAUAUGUCCCAUUCAGCAUUGGAAAGCAGAGGUAUGGUAGGAAGAAGUCAUCUGCUGGCAGCAGUAGUUUAUCCAGGGACUGAUCCUUGGUGCACAUGUAUGCUCAUGACGAGUGGAAAGGGGGAAAAGAAUAUGGUAUGGGAUUGCUGAUUUUUUUACUUUCUAAAUUCGGAAGUGAACAUAUAUACCAUGUCAUUUGGAAUGCUCUUUACAUGUCUAGUAAACUUUGCCUACCCCCUUGGGGCUGUCACAACAUAUGCAACAUGUGUAUUGAUGAUUCUUUCAUCUAUUCUCGCUUCGCCCUUUUCUAUCAGGUUAAUGUGAUUGUGUCCUUUUGUUCAAUUGAAGUUUCACAGUCUAAUGACUGCUCCUGUAACUUAUCUUUAGUAACUGUACUAUACUGUUGGUACAAGUUCUUUGGCAUUUUGAUCUUCA
Molecule: messenger RNA, 1244 nt
Organism: Magnolia sinica
Lineage: Eukaryota; Viridiplantae; Streptophyta; Magnoliopsida; Magnoliales; Magnoliaceae
Product: protein RER1B-like
Exons: 3
Coding region: 305-892 (195 amino acids)
Biological process (GO): retrograde vesicle-mediated transport, Golgi to endoplasmic reticulum; protein retention in ER lumen
Cellular component (GO): Golgi membrane
Source: RefSeq, a predicted model, not a curated record